Molecule: messenger RNA, 1024 nt
Organism: Nicotiana tabacum (common tobacco)
Lineage: Eukaryota; Viridiplantae; Streptophyta; Magnoliopsida; Solanales; Solanaceae
Source: RefSeq, a predicted model, not a curated record
GCUAAUUAGUGAAGGGGGUGUAACUUUGACAGUUAACACUACAAUGUGAAAAAGGAAGACGUGCUUACUACUACUCUUUAGAUGUGCACCCCGCCACCAAGCUAAGGUCCCAUUAUGCACCAAACUAAAGUUGUUCCAUUCAAAUCAAAUUAAAAUUUUCUCAAUCCUUUACUUUUCUUUUUCUCUAUUUCGCAUUUAAUCAAACAGUUGAUCGUCGAUCCAACUUCAUUCCCAGCGAUCAUCGUUGACGAUCAUGAGAAAACGUUUGUUCUCGUCCGUAGCACCACCACCUUCUCCGAUUCCCACAGGCAGAGGAUCACGUUCCGCUGUCGACUCAAUUUUGGGAGAGUACAUUGAUCAAUCUAUCCACGUUCCUCACUUGACUCUCCCGAAAAAUACAUAUCGUUGGGUGCCUGAUGAAAUCCAUUAUCCAUCACUUUUGCUGAGGGAAAAUGAUGUAAUGAAUAAGUUGUUGAGCUCUGCUGCUGAAUUCGGAGUGGUUAGGAUUAUUGGUCACGGCAUAUCUGGUGAAGAGUUGAGAACAAUGCUGACUGGGAAUGAAUGGUUGUUUGGAUUAUCAAGUGAAAAGUAUGCUAAUUAUGAUAAGUUCGUUUGGGAUUGGUCUGAUAACACGAUGGAACAAAUGGCCAAGGUUGCGAUGGGGGAGCAAAAUUUUCUAUUUUUCCGGCAACAGUUGGAAGAGGUAUUGAACAAACUAAAAGGAAUAGCAAAAGAAGUGGAUGAAAUAAUCAGAUCGAGUGAGAGUGAUCAAUCUUGGAAGAAAAUUGAAGCAGAAGAAGUAAAGAUGUACAUAUACAGAUGCACUAAGAACCAAUCCAGUAGCAUGGACCAAACUUGGCUUCCACCCCACAUUAAUGCAACACUUGAAGAUUCAUUUAAGUAUGCUUUGAACCUUUAUCUCCCACUGGAACCACUUGAAUUCUCUGUGCAUUCAAAACGUGGUCGAUUGCCGUUUAAGACCAGCCCAGACACAAUCAUUGUCACUAUUGGACAUCAACUUGAG